AUGGCAGCAAGACUGCCGGUAGCGCGUGCACUGACGCGCCUCUCCCGACCUACAGCACUCUCCCCCAUUACCCAACAUAACACCAUCACCGCUCACAACAGACACAAUGCCCGAACCUUCUCGCGCUCCUCCCACCACCGCCUCAUGGAGAUGUCCAACUUCACCGAGAACCAGCUCACCGUACGAGACGCCAUCCUUAAAGUAACCGAGCAAUUCCCCGACGAGUACUGGCAAGAGCGCGACCGCACCGAAACGGACCCGACCGAUUUCCACGCCGCUCUCGCCGCCGACGGCUGGCUGGGCAUCGCCCUCCCCGAAGAAUUUGGCGGCUCCGGCCUCGGCAUCAGCGAAGCCACCAUGAUGCUACAGACCAUCACGCAGUCGGGCGCGGGCAUGGCAGGCGCACAGUCCAUCCACGCCAACGUCUACGCCACCCAACCGCUCGCGAAAUUCGGCAACCAGCAGCAGCUCGAAUCGACCAUCCCGGACAUCAUCAGCGGCAAGACGCGCGUGUGCUUCGGCGUCACGGAGCCCAACACGGGCCUCGACACGCUCCGCCUCAAGACCUCAGCCACCAAAUCCGCCGACGGGCAAAGCUACAGCGUGUCAGGCCAAAAGAUCUGGAUCACCUGCGCGCAAGUCGCCAAGAAGAUGAUCCUCCUCGCGCGCACCACGCCGCUCGAACAAGUCAAGAAACCCAACGAGGGGCUGAGCAUGUUCUGCAUCGACCUCGACAAAUCCGCGCCCGGGCUGGAAAUGAAAAAAAUCCGCAAGAUGGGUGGCAACGCCGUCGACGCCAACGAAGUCUUCUUCGACAACUACCAGAUCCCCGCCGACACGCUCGUCGGCGCCGAGGGCCAGGGCUUCAAGAUCAUCCUGCACGGCAUGAACGCCGAGCGCUGCCUGCUGGCCGGCGAAGCCCUGGGCAUCGGCUACGCGGCCUUGACAAAAGCCGCCACGUACGCCAAGGAGCGCGUCGUUUUUGGGCGGCCCAUCGGCCAGAACCAGGCCAUCGCCCACCCGCUCGCCGACAGCUACAUGCAGCUCGAGGCCGCGAAACUCGCCACCUACCACGCCACCAGUCUGUACGACCGCAGCAAGGACGACAGGAGCAUCACCACGCACGCCGUCGGCGUCGCGGCCAACAGCGCAAAGUAUCUGGCGGCUGAGGCGGCGUACACGGCGUGCGAGCGCGCCGUCAUGAGCCACGGCGGCAUGGGCUAUGCCAGGGAGUAUAAUGUGGAGAGGUACCUCCGGGAGAUCUUCGUGCCGAGGAUCGCGCCCGUCAGUCGGGAGAUGAUCAAGAAUUAUAUCUCGACGCAGGUGUUGGGGAUGCCGAGGAGUUAUUAG
Messenger RNA from Cyphellophora europaea CBS 101466, 1350 nucleotides. RefSeq lists its product as uncharacterized. Lineage: Eukaryota; Fungi; Ascomycota; Eurotiomycetes; Chaetothyriales; Cyphellophoraceae. The coding region runs from base 1 to 1350 and encodes 449 amino acids. The record is from RefSeq and is a predicted model, not a curated record. Gene Ontology annotation, molecular function: flavin adenine dinucleotide binding; acyl-CoA dehydrogenase activity. The transcript has a single exon.